Astrephomene gubernaculifera is the source of this 1890-nucleotide messenger RNA. The record is from the annotation of a GenBank genome assembly. Lineage: Eukaryota; Viridiplantae; Chlorophyta; Chlorophyceae; Chlamydomonadales; Astrephomenaceae.
GACAAAACACACAAUAAUCAUUAGGGCAUGGGCUCUUGCUCAACUUCUAGCGAUGGCUUAACUUGCCAAUUAAGUUCGCUGCUGCGUCCAUGCUCUUUUGCGGUCGGGCUGCAGCGCUGGCACGGGCGCCCUUUUGGCAGCCGCCUGCUUUUAGGAAACUUAUUGCUUGCACCCGUCUUCGACUCUUAGCAUACGCACCGGUAGCUGAACCUGUUCCGCCGCCAGUUGGAACGCUGUCCAUUGGGUCCCUUGCUGACCUGUACGCAUUAGAUAUCGACGACGAUACUGCUAUUAUGGAUUCCUGUAACUCCUCAGCUCAAGACGCUCCUGCACCCAAGCGGCAGCGGACUGAUGACGGUCCGGCUACCAACGGGCACGGCCGCGACGGUCCUGCCGCCAAGGAUCGUGCGCAAGGAGGCCAACGGCAACACAAAUGGGCUAAACGCGGCAGGGAUACUCGGAUUGGCGACUUGAUGAUGGCAGUCAAGCAUAACGACUUGCAGACCGCCAUGAGCAUCUUCCGGUCCAUGCUCGCGGACGGCGGGAAGGUGCAGCUCAGCCUCGUUAACUCGCUGCUCUACCUGGCGUGCGGCGGGGAGCAGUGGGAGCGCUACGCGCGCGGUCUGCCGCUGCUGACGGGUGCAGCGGCGGCGGCAGCGGCGGCAGAGGGGCAAGCAGCAGCGGCAGACGGCGACGCUAAUGCGGAGGCGGAGGGCAAGGCUGAGCAGACCGCCACCGCUCCCAACGCCACGACAGCUGCUGACGUGACGCCCCCGAGCCGGGAGGAGCUGGUUUCGGCGCUGGACGAGCUGUGGAGCUACGCGGGGUCCGCGGGCCUGCAGCCGGACCAGGGCACCUACCUGGGCCUUGCGCGGUGGGAGGCGCUCAAGGGGGACGGGCAGGCGGCGCUGCGCUGGGCCGAGGAGUGCGGCAACAACAACAAGCCGGUGCAGCUCCGGCUCUUCCACCCGGCGCAGGUGUGCUACUGCCUGGCUGCUGACGUGGCGGCUCUUGAGCGCAUUGACGGCCUCAUUGCGGCUCGCGGGCUGGACAACACCGAGUAUGAGUUCGCUCGGCUGGUGGAGGGAAUCACGGCGGCGGGCAGCUACUCGCAGAUGCGAGCCGUGCUGCUGCGCAUGCAGGACGACCUCAACCAGCUCUCCCCCUCCACAGCCGCGUACAUCACCGACUUCUUCGAGCGGGCUUCCGCAGCGCAGCAGGCCUUCUUGCCGGCCGACCAGGGAGGCUGCCCCGGCCUGGCGGCGGCCAACCAACCACCAGCAGCAGCGGAAGCUGAGGCUGGGGCUGGUGAGGCGGCCGAGGCGAGGACAGAGGCGAGGGCGGAGGCAUCGGGCCGGGGUGCGGGCGAGCGGCGGUGGCGGGUGGUGCGGGGAGUGACGGUGGAGGCGGGAGGCCGGUGCGAGGAGGCCGGUGGGAAGUUGCGAGUGAUUGACCUGGAGGAUUCGGAGUGGGACGCCUUUGCGAAAUCCAUCGCGGAGCUGGCUCGCAAGAACAUGGGCAACCGCGGCAGCGACUUUGACGCCUACGUGGAGUGGUUUGAGCGCAACGGUCCGUACGACAUCCUGGUUGACGCGGCCAACGUGGCGUUCUUCGGGCAGAACCGCGAGGGCGGCGGCUUUAGCUGGGAGCAGAUCCAGGACAUGUACCUGCUGCUGAGCCAGCGCUUUCCGAACAAGAAGAUUCUGGUGAUGCUGCACAAGAAGCGGCUGAACGACCCGGAGGCCCGCAAGCCCGACGUGCAGGCCUUCCUGGAGCGGCUGCGGAAGCGGCGCAGCUUCUACUACACCCCGCCGGGAGCCAACGACGACUGGUUCUGGCUGUACGCUUGCGUCAAGGCCAAGCAGGCCGGCCUGCUGGUCUCCAACGACG